Molecule: messenger RNA, 1386 nt
Organism: Acaulospora morrowiae
Lineage: Eukaryota; Fungi; Glomeromycota; Glomeromycetes; Diversisporales; Acaulosporaceae
Source: the annotation of a GenBank genome assembly
AUGUUGUUCAACAAUGUACGAUUAGCUCUAAAUAAGGCUAUGGAAUGGUAUUUUCCACAAAGCAUCAACAAAGGAUACACCGACGAUGCCAAUUUUCUUCUCGACGAGAAAAGCGCAAUGUACAGCCAAGAGACCGCUCGUCUCAGCCCGCAAAACAAGGUUGCAAAGGUCAAACGAAGCGACAGUGGUUUGCUUAGUCUAUCAAGGAAACGCAGUUGGAACUCAUCGACACCAAGUGUGAACAGCUUAUCCUCCAUCUCAGUAAUAACUUCACCGAGCCCGAGAGCCGCUUCUGCUCCCCUGUGGAAGGAGCAGGUGGAUCCAAAUGUUAAGGCCGAAUUGUCUCAGGAUGAAAUCCACCGUCAAGAAAUCAUCUUUGAAAUCAUUCACACCGAAAAAGACUUUACCAAAGAUGUAAACUAUCUUAUUGAGCAUUUUAUAUCCGAACUGCAAGAUUCUAGCGUACGUCUACCUUACAGCCUAAAGCAGACAUUUGAUGUACUACCACACAUCUUACGGUUACACCGACAUGUUUCCUUGCAAUUACUAUGCAUACAAGCCAUAUAUCCGGUCAUCCCCUCGAUAACCCACAUCCUCCGAGAUUUGGCCAAGCAAUUCUCGAUCUACGAAUCGUACCUGAUUCAUCACAGAGCGGCCAUAGCAGAAAUAGCACACGCCCGCAAGAAGAACAAUAAGCUCGGUCAAAUUAUUCGGUCCUUGGAGGCCAAGGUACAUUUGGGCAAAUAUUUAUCCAUCGAAAGCCUGCUCACCAAACCAUUUCAAAGGUUGUGCAAGUAUCCGUUGUUGGUCAUGACACUCCUGAAAGCCACAUCACCCGACCACGAAGAUCGUGACCCUUUGAAUGACCUGUAUGACCAAAUUGACUGCGCACUCAAGGUAUUGCAAGAGUGCAAGUAUGAGCACGAACGAAAGAACAGGGAUGUUGACGAAUUCCUUCCAAAGAAAUUUGGGUCGUGGGUGAUCACGUUUGCGUAUAAUCGCUUACUUUUAAGGUUAAACCAAUCUCAUGGAACCGACCUAACCAAAUUGCAUUGUGCAAUAGAAACACGUGCCGUACGUGAGCCUGUAAUUGUAAUUAAACCGUCAUCUCAUCUUGAACACGGCGGAUGUUUAUUUUUGCGCAUUACCGAGAAUUCAGUCCCGGAAUUUGAUAAAAAAGAUCCGUGGAUCAAUCUCACUUUGUCGAACGCCCUGGCUACUUAUCAAUCUGUGACCAUCAAAAUAUUCAAUGAUGGCAGUGUGACGCUAUUUGAUACGCGCCCCGGCUCAGAAAACACUCUGGUAACUAAUGAAACUGAUGACUGUCGUAAAACCGUUAAGACGAAACCGCCAAUUGGAAGGAAUCGCAAAGAUGUGCACCCCUGA